This is a messenger RNA of Paramecium pentaurelia, 1966 nucleotides long. NCBI's taxonomy places the organism in Eukaryota, Ciliophora, Oligohymenophorea, Peniculida, Parameciidae. The record is from the annotation of a GenBank genome assembly.
AUGUAGGAAUCAGUCUUUGUUCAUCUUAAACAAUUCUUUUUACAAUUUGAUAUGUUUGGAUAACCACCCACGUUUAGAAUUUUAGGGAAAUAUAAAUAUAAUUCAACUCUUGGGGCAUUUUUGACAUUAGGAACUAUAUUCUUUGCUCUAGCUUAUUUAGCAGUUGGAAUCUAAGAAUUAAUAGCUAAAGAUUCUCCUAUUGUGAUUUUAUCUGAAAGACAAGUAGUUGAGACAUCAGUAUGUUUUUGAUAUAUUUAGCCAUUUUUUCUUGAUAGAAAUAACUUCACAUUAGCAAUUACUUUAGCUGAUCUUAAUAGCCAACCUUUAACAACUAUAAAUAAGUUUUUUACAAUUUAACUUAAAAAUUGUCAAACCACUAGAAUUUUAAAUGAGACCACUCAAGUUUCGAAUGUUACAAGAAAGUAAAUUAAAUAUUAAAUUAGUUGCACUAUAAUCCCUUUGGAAGCAUGUACAAAAGAACAUUUUUUAUCGCAAACCUAAAUUGACUAUUUUUCAAAAAUUAGAUUAGGGUCUGUUUAAUGCAUCUAAAAAGAUUAUUGGGAUACCCAUCCACCUGUAUGAACAGUUAUUUUAUUCUAAAAUUAGGUAUUACAAGGAAUUAAGACAAGUCAUAUUUAUUCUUCUUUGACAGUGACUGUUUCAGUCUGUAAGAACUCAACUAAUAAGACUGAUUGUGCACCAAUUGAAGAUAUUAAAAAAUAACUUAAUUCUGGAUUUUAUGCUGUUCAUUUAAGUGAUUCAUUAUUACAAAUGAAUAGAGCUGUUAAUAUGUCUUUAGAUAUCAUAAACAUUUAAUAUUAUACAUUUUCAAUUACUACUUCUAAGAAUAUAUUAUAGUAAUAUAAGAUGGUAGAAACUUAAACAGAUUCUGGAUUGGUAUUUUAAGAAAUAUCUGAUUAAUAAGUUUUGAUUUAAGAUUCUCUAAGAGAAUCCACAGACUUAUAUAAUAAUGAAUAUUUAGUAUUACACAAUAUAAAUUUAAGUUCAAAAUAUAGUGAAUACUAAAGAUCAUAUGUGAAAAUCUAAGCUAUUCUAAGUAGGGUGGGUGGUUUAUAUUAGAUGAUAUUUUUAAUAUUGGCUGCUUUUAUAAAGCCGUUAGUCCAAUUAAUGUUGGAUAUAGAUAUGGCAAAUGAAUUGUUUAAGUUUACUAUUAACAAUAAUAAAGAUAAAUCUAAUAUUUCUGAUGAUAAUAAAGUAAUUGAUGCAUUGGCUGGAAUAGUAAGAAGUAGAAGAAGACUAUUAUCUCCUAGAGAAACUGGAAGAUUAAAUAGUGAGCCUAAUUAAGAAGUUAUGAUUGUAAUAAUAAUUGUUUAUAAAUCAUUUUUAGAAUGAAAGUUUAAAUGCAAUUUUAAAAAAGAAAAAUCAAAUGGAUCCAACCAUUAAAUAAAUAUUAUGGAUAUAUAUUGGGUGUGAUAGAAAGAAGAAAAAAAUGUUAGAUAUGGCUAAAGAAAAAUAUAUGGAGAAAUUAGAUGUGAAAUUAAUAGUUUAGAAAUUAUAUGAAUUUGAUUAAUUAAGAGAUGUCAUAUUAACAGAAGAAUAAAAGAAAUUAUUCAAAUACCUGCCUAAACCAAAUAUUGCUGAAAAUUUAGAUCAAGCUAAAUGUUUAGAUUUUUAAAAAUAAAGUUAAUAAUUAUAAUCAAUUGCAAUAUAAGAAGCAUUUGAAGCAUAUGAAAAAGUUAUUUCUUAAGGAGGAAAAUCAGGUGUUAAUCUAAAAUUAAUUUAAUCUUUAGAUCCAGAAAUAUAAAUGCUUUUUUAAUCAAUUUAAAGGAGUUAAGCUAAUUAAAAUUAAUUCUUAAAUGAUAUUCCUUUGAAUUAAUCUAAAGUCAGAUUUGAUGUUGGUGAUCUAGCAGAUUGUUAAUCUAUCUAUUAGGAAUGCAACACUCUUCCUCAAAAAAUAUAUACUAAAAUUCCAAAGAGAAUGAAAAAGUAACAUGAAACAUAAUGA